This is a messenger RNA of Hipposideros armiger (great roundleaf bat), 2003 nucleotides long. It is a transcript of the gene FAAH2, whose product is annotated as fatty acid amide hydrolase 2. The record is from RefSeq and is a predicted model, not a curated record. Bases 150 to 1748 code for a protein of 532 amino acids. Lineage: Eukaryota; Metazoa; Chordata; Mammalia; Chiroptera; Hipposideridae. The transcript has 11 exons. Gene Ontology annotation, cellular component: endomembrane system.
AUGACAAACAAGCUCCUGUGGAAUUGUGGGUAGAUACUGGACUUAUAAAAGAAAGGAUUCCUAAACACCUCUUUGCUUAGUCUUUUCUCCUCAUUUUGCCUAGUGCACGCAACACUCACGCACUAGGACCGUGCGGAAUCCGGGCCGCUAUGGCGCCUCUGCUCACUGCCAAAAUCCAGUUGCUGCUCCUGCAGGCGAUGGGCUUUCUUAUUGGCCUAGUAGGCCAAGCAGCUCGAGCCUUUGGCGGCCCCAAGUUUGACUCAAUGACCACACGGCCUGUGACUGAACCAUUACUCCUGCUUUCGGGGGUGCAGCUGGCCAAGCUGAUCCGACAGAGGAAGGUGAAAUGCAUAGAUGUUAUUCAGGCUUAUAUCAACAGAAUCAUUGAUGUGAACCCAAUGAUCAAUGGAAUUGUCAAGUACAGGUUUGAGGAAGCUAAGAAGGAGGCUUAUGCUGUAGAUAUAAAGCUUGCAGAGAAGCAGGAAGAUGAUGCCACACUGGAAAAGAAAUGGCCCUUCCUUGGGGUUCCUUUGACAGUCAAAGAAGCUUUCCAGCUACAAGGAAUGCCUAACUCUUCUGGCCUUGUGAAUCGUCGUAAUACCAUUUCCCAAACAGAUGCCACUGUAGUGGCAUUACUGAAGGAAGCCGGUGCCAUUCCCCUUGGCAUAACCAACUGUAGUGAGCUGUGCAUGUGGUAUGAAUCCAGUAACAAGAUCUAUGGCCGAUCCAACAACCCAUAUGAUUUGCGGCAUAUUGUAGGUGGAAGUUCUGGUGGUGAGGGCUGUACCCUUGCAGCUGCCUGCUCAGUGAUUGGUGUGGGCUCUGAUAUUGGUGGCAGCAUUAGGAUGCCUGCAUUCUUCAAUGGCAUAUUUGGACACAAACCUUCGCCAGGUGUGGUCCCCAACAAGGGUCAGUUUCCUGUGGCCAGGGGAGCCCAGGAGCUCUUUCAGUGCACAGGCCCAAUGUGUCGCUAUGCUGAAGACCUGGCCCCCAUGCUGAGGGUCAUGGCAGGACCUGGCAUCCAAAAGUUAAAACUAGAUGAAAAGGUAUAUUUAAAGGACUUGAAAUUUUACUGGAUGGAACAUGAUGGUGGUUCAAUUUUAAUGUCCAAAGUGGACGAAGAUCUCAUUCUGGCUCAGAAAAAGGUUGUGACUCAUUUGGAAACUAUGCUGGGAGCCUCAGUUCAGCAUGUUAAACUGAGGCAAAUGAAGUAUUCUUUUCAGAUAUGGGUCACCAUGAUGUCGACAAAGGCACAUGAUGGGAAGGAGCCUUUGAAAUUUGUGGAUCUGCUUAGUGACCAUGGGAAGCCUAUCAGCCCUGUGUGGGAAUUUAUCAAGUGGUGCCUGGGACGAUCAAAGCACACCAUCCCUGCCAUUGGACUGGCCUUCUUGGAAGAAAAGCUCAAAUAUAACAAUGAGAAAUUCAAAAAGUUUAAGGCAAUUGAAGAAAGCCUGCAUAAAGAGUUGGUGGAGAUGCUAGGUGACGAUGGCGUCUUCUUAUAUCCCUCCCAUCCCACAGUGGCUCCCCAGCAUCAUGUUCCUCUGACAAGGCCUUUCAACUUUGCUUAUACAGGUAUCUUCAAUGCCCUGGGUUUGCCUGUAACCCAGUGCCCACUGGGUCUGAAUGACAAAGGACUUCCUCUAGGUAUUCAGGUUGUUGCUGGACCCUUCAAUGAUCACCUGACCCUGGCUGUGGCCCAGUACUUGGAGAAAAGUUUUGGGGGUUGGGUCUGUCCUGGAAAGUUUUAGUAAGACCUUCUCAAGGUGUAUGUGUAUGUGUGUGUGUGUGUGUCUUUCUGUAGGUUGGGUGAGAUCAAGCACCAGCAGGCAAGUAGAGUAAAAACAACCGCAGAAUUGUUAACUUGUUCAGUUAUGGUUUCCAGUCUUCUUUCCUUUACUAACUGAUCACUUUAAUAAAAUGGUAAUAUUUAAUUCCUCCCAUCAGUGUACUGAAGAAGACGGUCAUGUAAAUGAAUUAAGUGCAAUAAAGUUUUCUGUAUGCUG